Messenger RNA from Cokeromyces recurvatus, 1950 nucleotides. Its product is annotated as mid region of cactin-domain-containing protein. The transcript has 6 exons. Gene Ontology annotation, molecular function: protein binding. Gene Ontology annotation, cellular component: spliceosomal complex; cytoplasm. The record is from RefSeq and is a predicted model, not a curated record. Bases 1 to 1950 code for a protein of 649 amino acids. Lineage: Eukaryota; Fungi; Mucoromycota; Mucoromycetes; Mucorales; Mucoraceae. Gene Ontology annotation, biological process: mRNA cis splicing, via spliceosome.
AUGCCACGCUCACCUGAAAGACGUAGUAAACAUCGCUCUUCUGAAAGAAGCAGUAGACAUCGCUCUUCUGAUAGACAUAGUAAGCGUCGUACACGUAGUCGUAGUCGUAGUAUAGAUAAAAGUGAUAGAAAAAGAAGACAUAGAUCAACUCGGCAUAAACAUAAAAAGGAAAAAAAAGAAAAACAUCGAUAUAAAAGCGAAGAAUAUAAUGACGAUAGUCACAUGGAUGAAUCUAAUGAUCUACAUAGACCUACACUCGAAUCACUAGGUUAUUCAAACGUCAAUAACCCUUUUAAUGAUGUAAAUCUUGAAUCAAAAUUCGUUUGGAAUAAAAAGAAACAACAAGAAAAGAAGCGUUUAGGUUUGUCAGAAGCAGAGUUAAAACGAUUAGAACAAGAACGUAAGAGAGAAGCAGAUGAGGAAUUAGCUAAAUUGAAUAAACGAAGAGCAGAACGUGAACGUGAGAUGGAAUUAAGAGAAGAAGAAUUAGCCCGUAUGCAACGUGAUGCCGAAUUAGCCCAAAUGGGUGAUUGGGAAGCUAAAGAGGAAGAGUUUCAUUUAGAACAAGCAAAACAAAGAGCAGCUAUUCGUAUUCGAGAUGGACGCGCUAAACCUAUUGAUAUUUUAGCAAUGAACUUACGCUUAGCAAAUGAGCCAGAUAAAGUAGAGGAUGAAGUUGAUUUAGAAAUUGAUUUAGAUGAACCUUAUACCAUUUUUGAAAAUUUAUCAUACGAAGAUACAAAAGAAUUACAUGAAGAUAUUCAGAUGCACUUGGCUUUAGAAAAGAAUCCUCAAUCACUCGAAUUUUGGCGUGCCAUGAUUGUUGUUGCAGAAGAUACUCUUUCUAAAAUGCAAGAAAAUCAAGAACGUAUUAAAGCAGGUGGUGUACCAUUUACUGUAAAUGAAAGUAUCCAUCGUGUUCUGUCUGGAAAAACUGUUUCUCAACUAUCUGUAUUACAAAAUCAAAUUCAACAGAAAUUGAGGAGUAAUGAGCCUAUUGAUGUUGAAUAUUGGGAAAACUUAUUAAAAGAAUUAGUUGUUUACAAGGCAAAAGCAAAAUUAAAUGAAAUGCAUCAAGAUAUUUUAGCUGCUCGGUUAGAACAAUUGAGAAGCAAACAACGAGAGGAAGCUUUGAAAGUACAAAAAGAGUUAGGACGUGUAUUGUCAAUGCAAGAAAGAGAAGUUCAUGGUAGAGGUGUGAUGGCAGGUGAAGGUAUUGAAGUAGAGCCUUCAAUGCAUAGAGCAUUAAAUACUUUAUUAUUGGAGGAAUAUGAUCGUUCUAUGAGCCCUGAGCCAAUGGAAAUAUUAAGCAGAGAAGAUCAAGACCUUGAAAUUAUAGAUCCUGUUGAAGAUUUAAAGGAAUUGAUGGAAAAACGUCGUGCAGUAUUAAGCAGUGCAAUUAUUCCUAAACAACCUAAAUUUGAAGAGAAAGAAGAAGUCGAGAUUAAAACAGAUAAUAAUGAUGAAUCUAUUGCAUCUACUGUCUUGUUUGAACAAGAGGCUGCUAAGGGAGUUGACGAAGAUGAGGAUGUGUUUAACAUUGAAGCAGAACUUGCACAUCAAACCUACAAUUGGCAGGACAAAUACCGACCUCGUAAACCACGUUAUUUCAAUCGUGUUCAUACUGGUUAUGAAUGGAACAAGUAUAAUCAAACCCAUUAUGAUCAUGACAAUCCACCACCAAAAGUUGUUCAAGGAUAUAAAUUCAAUAUCUUUUAUCCAGAUUUAAUUGAUCUUUCAGUGGCGCCUACCUAUUAUAUUGAAAAGGAUCCAGAAUCACCAGAUACAGUAUUGAUUCGAUUCCAUGCAGGUCCACCUUAUGAAGAUAUUGCUUUCCGUAUUGUGAAUCGUGAAUGGGAAUAUUCACAUAAAAAGGGUUUCCGUUGUAGUUUUGACCGAGGCGUUCUUAGUCUUUGGUUUCACUUCAAGAGACAAUUUUACAGAAAGUAG